Molecule: messenger RNA, 1023 nt
Organism: Lycium barbarum (goji berry)
Lineage: Eukaryota; Viridiplantae; Streptophyta; Magnoliopsida; Solanales; Solanaceae
Exons: 2
Coding region: 1-1023 (340 amino acids)
Source: RefSeq, a predicted model, not a curated record
AUGCGUACAUUCAAAUGGGAUCCAUGGUUUGAUCCAGAGGAGGAAACGAAGAUUGCAAUUGCAUGGAUAUCAUUCCCAUCAUUACCUCCAAACUAUUUUGUGAAAGAAGCAGUUUUUUCACUAGCAUCUGCUGUUGGGAAGCCCCUACAAGUUGAUAUGGCCACAGCCAAUAAAACCAGGCUAAGUUGGCAUAAUGAGCAAGAUUGCUAUGUCAUUCAUCCAGAAUUGUAUCCCAAGGAUGAAGAACAAAGUUCAGACAAAGAACAGGAGGAAAACAGUAAGGAAGAUCAAAGGAAGAAUAAGGAUCAAAAGAAUGCAAAAAACAGCAGGUCUGAGAGUAAGGAUUACAAAGGGCCUAAUGCUAACAUAAUGAAAGGGAAGGAAUCAGAAGAUAAGGUGCAACAUGCAGAGGUUAAUGAUAAUGAUGGAUUCAAGGAGAAGAAAGGAAAACAAAGGAAUAACAGGCACUUUCAUAGAGGUAAAUAUGAUGAAAAUUCUUGGAGACCGAAGGAGAAUCAAACUCUGCAAAAUAAUCAAUAUGUAGCACUGCAGAAUACAGAUGAGGAUAUAAAAGAUUUGACUGAUAUGAAGAAGUCUUCAGAUGGAAGGAUGGUAGAAGCAAAGGUGUCUGAUGCUUCAAAUCAGAUUGUUACAGUGCAGCAAAUUGUAGACACUAAUGAUAGGGUCAAGGAAAAGCAGAUGGAAGAAUCAAAGGAAAAGCAGAUGGAUGAAUCAAAUCAGGUGGAGAGGAUAUCAGCAAAGGCAUGGAUUGAGAAGAACUUUGGUAAACAACUCAAUGAUAAAAGGGAGAUCUUGUCUCAACAGGUGUCUAAGGUGAAUUCAAGUACUACAGUUAGACAAGAGAAGGAACAUGAUUUAGAAGAAACUGGUGACACCUUAAUCCACAAAAACUUGGAGGAAGAAGAUAAGUCAGGUGAAGUGCUGCAGGAGGAUCCUGAUCAAGAUGAGACUCCUAUAUCAGAUGAGGAAGUGGAGGAUAAUGAAGGAAAAGAAGGAAAAUAA